Serpula lacrymans var. lacrymans S7.9 is the source of this 387-nucleotide messenger RNA. RefSeq lists its product as uncharacterized. The transcript is spliced from 3 exons. The coding region runs from base 1 to 387 and encodes 128 amino acids. Lineage: Eukaryota; Fungi; Basidiomycota; Agaricomycetes; Boletales; Serpulaceae. The record is from RefSeq and is a predicted model, not a curated record.
AUGUCCACUAAUAUUAUUAAUGAACUUGCUGCUCUCACCAUUCGGGAGGACACAAUGGUCCUGGACAUUGGUAUUGACAAAUUCAAUGAAGAAUGCAGCACAUAUGCGAUCACUUUCACACCCACAAUGCCAGGCCCUGUUAACAUCGUGUUUCGUUUCCAGAAGGCACCAAUGAAAGCAGCCCACGCAUUCCCUGAUGAUAGCAAUAGCAAGGAAGACUCAGAAAUGUCAAAGUUAUCCAAAAAGCACGCUGCUGGUAAUUCUACAAAAUCCAUCAAACGCAAGGAAGGCAAUACCACGCACAGUCACCCGGUUGGCAGUGUAACCGCAAAACCUGUCAAAAACAAUCUCGCCAUCUACGAUAAGCUGUUGAGUAACUAUAAGUAA